This is a messenger RNA of Bombus huntii, 6101 nucleotides long. RefSeq names its product allatostatin-A receptor (gene AstA-R1). NCBI's taxonomy places the organism in Eukaryota, Metazoa, Arthropoda, Insecta, Hymenoptera, Apidae. The coding region runs from base 2884 to 3948 and encodes 354 amino acids. Gene Ontology annotation, molecular function: G protein-coupled receptor activity. The record is from RefSeq and is a predicted model, not a curated record. The transcript is spliced from 6 exons. Gene Ontology annotation, cellular component: membrane. Gene Ontology annotation, biological process: G protein-coupled receptor signaling pathway.
UAAAGUUAAAUCCGUCCACUCGACCAACACAGGCGUUCUUUAAAUAACCUCGUACUGUGUUUAAUUAUCAUACAAUUGGUGUGUAUGACACGUCGCCUGAGGACUGGACCCUGUUUAUUUGACGAAACUAUUUUAGGCACGUUUAAAAACUGGUCGAUCGUUGCUACGAAACUGCAGGUGUCAAAAUUCCUGGAUUUAAUAACAAAAUUCUUGGGUUUAAUAACAAAAUUCCUGAGUUUAAUAACAAAAUUCCCGAAUUUAAUAGCAAAAUUCCUGAGUUUAAUAACAAAAUUCUUGACUUUAAUCACAAAAUUUGUGAGCUUAAUGGUAUUCGUGAAAUUUAAACAUAUUAUAUCGUAUAUAAUAAUUACAAUAAAAAUUUGUAUUAUUCUUGCGGAGAGUGAAUUUUAUCUUUAAAUACAAAUAAAAAAUAAAAAGAAUAAAGUAGUUAAAAAUUUAUAACGAUAAUUUUAAAUGUGGUAUUUUCUUGCUUUCUCAAUUUCAGCAUCAUAUCAGUGAACUGAUUAUUUAUAAUCAAUGUGUCAAAGUUAUAAACAAGGUAAAAUGAUUUUUAAACAUUUCAAUUGUAUUAUACGUUACUUAUCGAUUAUCGGAACAUCAGUAUACAAACUUAACAGUUAAGCGAAAAAUUUCGAAAACGUGUUUAUAAAAUAAUGAAAAAAUGAAAUGUUAAUUAAUUAAAUAUUAUUAUUUUCUAAUUUGUAAGAAUGUGGCAAUGCAGGAAAAUCAAUUGUAUAUGUGUAUUCAGCACAAAACGGAAGAAAUUCUGACCUACUUAUUUUUCAAACUAUCUUCAAAUUAGAUAAUGGAUUCUAAUAUAUUUUAUUUAAGUGGUGUAAAUUCGUUUCUUCGUUAGUAAUAUUUAAUCUCAUUUUGUAAAAUGAUGGAGGAUUACUAUAUGAUGAUACAAUAGUACCUCGAUUUUAGCGGCUGAGGGAACAGAUCAAUAAAUCCGUGCUCUUCGAAGGAUGCUAGAUGGCUCUUGCACCCUCUCCGCAAGGAUAGUCCUGCACCCCUAUUUCAGGUAAACUCGACGGCGAUAUUUCUUCAAUCUGCACAGUCGUGCCGCAUCCACCGCCGGUUGUGUACCUAUCUCGCGGUCUUCAAAAUACUUCGUACACGUAUCUCUUUCCGAUAAAAGUUCUUGAAAGUCGUAUUCAAAAUUAAAUGUGAUAGAAACGUGUCACGAAUUUUGUCGCGUAAUCGCUAUAAAUAAAUUAAAGGAAGAAAAGAAGCUCUAAAGUAAAUUAAUUAAAAAGGAAAGAAAAUGAAAAACGAUCGCGUAAAUGACAAAUAAUCGAAAAAAUUAUUAUCAGUGAAGUGUUCCUGAAAACUUUGUCGUGAGAUAGGAAAUAAUUUUAUUUUUAGUCGUUUUUAUAUUUUCUCCCUAUUCUGAUAUUGUCUAAGCACGUGUGUCGUUACGUUUCAUAAAUUUUUUAUUUUUCUGUUACCGCUCGUUUAUUUAUGGACGACGGUACUUACUAAAUCUCGUUAACACGCACAGUUUUCCCACGAGAAACGAAAGAACAACAUGAUUUUUACGAAAUUUAAGCGCAAAUUAAAUAUUUCGCAACUUUACAACGAAUAACUAGCUUUGAGAUUCGUGUGGAUUAUUUUGUUAAAGUGACGUACGUUUUACGGAGAGUCUUAUUACUGGAAUCAUACUGGAUAUCAUAAAAAGUUAUUUGACGAGAAUGUGUCAAGAAAGUUUCGUGGGAUUUAGGUUGAAAAAUAUUAUUUAAGCCGCGUGAAUGGUGAUAGCUGUGCGGAAAGUGCGAACAAUUUACCCAAAAUAUCUGAAUAUUUUACCGAAAGUUUCCACGUAAUAUUUCUUUAAGUAUGAUAUCCAUUUUUUGUAACGCAAGAACGAUCAAAAAAACGUGACCCAGAAAAGUGUGAGAUCGAAUACAAGUUACAUGAUAUUCUGAUGUUUAACGUGCUCAUUAAAUCAAAGUUCCUUACUAACAAAAGAGGAAAGGAAAAAGGGAUCGAAGUUGACAGAUUUUAUUUAACAGGAAGAUCUUCGAAAUUUUAUAUCGACGGUCCAUUGAAUAAUUCUUCACGCGCUGGAUUAUCGAUUAACUAAUACGCAUAUGAGAAAAUUACAAUAAAGUAUUACAAAUUCUAAUCAUCGUUUAAAACAUCGUUUAUUGUGUGAAAAAAUGACGCGAUAGAAUGUUAAAUUUGGAUGUGAAUGCGCUCAAGUUCGGUAUAAGGAUACACGCAUUUAGAUGUCUUCGUGCUAUCAUGAUAUCGAAAUCAAAGAUGCAUCAACCAUAUUCAUCAGGGACAUAUUUGUCAAACGAGAGUUGCAGCAAUUAGUAGCCGCUGGAAGACCAAUCAUGAAUCGAUCUAUCUGCAUCAGUUACGCCUUAUGAGCCUUAAUCCGGUAAAAGGAAGGGCGGAUGAUCGUUAAACCCUCUCGAUAUCAGCGCGUGAGGACCAAGAUCGACAGCUGGCGGAAAGAAAAUCAUACUUGAUCUCUCAAAGACACGACGUAAGAAUUUAUUAAAGUUUCAUUAAUCGCAAGGAAUUUUGGGGGAAAUUCGUAUAUCAGAUACACGCCAUCGAAUAGAUUUUUCUACAAGAUUCGAGAAUGACUUCUAGAAAUACAGAGUAUUAAGUUUUUUAACUGCAAUGUUUACUGACGUGAUACAUUUACUGUCAUAGGCAAGAUAAACAACAGCUUUCAUAUCGAUCUUCUUUUAAACUAAAAUGAAACUGAAAUAUAGGAGAAAAUUGAAUUAAAACUUGUUACAAGGCCAUUUGUUAUGAUAUGAACGAAAGUGAUUAGAAACUCCGAGAUACAGUUUCAAGAUCUGCUAUGAUAUAACUUCAACGAUUUUGUGGAUGUGAUACACGAUGUUUCAAGAGAUGGAGACUUUGGACAGAAUAGCCAGAAAUUUUUCAAACAGCUCGUACAACGAAACUCACAAACUCUUCGAUGACUUUGAAUAUAAUUUCGAUCGACAUCAAGUGGAGAGAAUAGUAGUAGUUGUGGUGCCGAUAUUUUUUGGUAUGAUUGGUAUCCUUGGACUCGUUGGGAACUGUUUGGUCGUUAUCGUGGUUGCCGCGAAUCCUGGAAUGAGAUCAACCACGAAUAUCCUAAUUAUUAAUCUAGCCGUGGCGGAUCUAUUAUUCGUCAUUUUUUGUAUACCAUUUACCGCGACCGAUUUUGUGCUACCCUACUGGCCCUUCGGCAACUUCUGGUGCAAGAUGGUUCAAUAUCUCAUCAUCGUCACUGCCUACGCCAGUGUUUACACCUUAGUCCUCAUGAGCCUCGAUAGAUACUUAGCAGUGGUUCAUCCCAUUUCCUCCAUGUCAUGGAGGACCGAAAACCACGCAAUCGUCGCCAUCUGUAUCGCCUGGGCGAUGAUUUUCGCAAUAUCCACUCCUGCAUUCAUCGUCCACGGCGAGGACAUGGAUGACUUGUCGUCGGAGAACCUGACGGCUUGUCGAAUCCUACCGCAAUAUAGUUGGCCGUUAUUCCAGUUGUCGUUCUUCCUGAUGAGCUAUCUGCUGCCACUGACGCUGAUAUGUUUCUUUUACAUUUGCAUGCUCAUCAGACUCUGGCGCACUGAUCGCGUCAGCGCCGAAAGUCGACGCGGAAGAAAGCGAGUUACGAGGCUAGUCUUCGUCGUCGUUGGCGUUUUCGCCUUUUGUUGGUGUCCUAUACAGGUAAUCCUAGUGACAAAAGCAUUGGAUGUGUACCGAUUGACAUCAGCGACAAUAAUGGUGCAAAUAGCGAGUCAUAUUCUGGCGUAUACGAACAGCUGCGUCAAUCCUAUUCUUUACGCUUUCCUCAGUGACAGCUUUCGGAAAGCUUUUCGAAAAAUUAUUUACUGCAGACCUCGACCAGAUCAAACCAGACAACUGGGACCAUUGACGAAGACUACGAGAGCUGCCAGUACUGGUGACAUCCUUUAGAGACACGAGAGGCUGGCGGAAUCAUGUUCCAAGUACAGGCGCGGUUGACGAGCGACGCAGGAUUCAGCGAAUGUUUUCUGGCAAAGUAUGGACACAGCCAGCGAGGAGGAGGAAUACGCAGAGUUACGUGGAUAUUCGUCUGUACGUAGCGAGAAUGCGCAACGAGAACUCUCAGCUUUUCGAGAAGCAAGCUAUUUUUGGUAAUGUAUUAUACGUGUCCGUUUGAAGUUCAUUUGACAAGAUGGAAAAGAGCUUCCUGGAAAAGAACCGUUAGAUUGUUCAUUUUGCGUGUAAUAAUAAUUGUUUGGCAUAUGAGAUUAUGCCAAGUUUACGAUACGAACGACGCAUCAGUUAUUUUUCAGAAGUUAAAGUUUUCCCACGUUGCACGUUAUAAAGUUUGCAACGAAAACCACGUGGACAACUUAAUUGACAUUUUAGGCGCUCGAUAAAAUGGACAAAGUUUAUCGAAACUUUAGAGCAAAUCUCUUCAGCUAUGCGUUCGUAUAUUAAUGGUAUCGUUUCGUGUCGAUUAUGCAAACGUUUGGCAAAUAGAAAAUGCGACUUGGAAUUUUAGGUUUUAAUGGCUUGUUGCUAACUCCGAAUAUCGGAGGAAAACCUGCCGAAAAGGAUGGUGCCUGCCUUUUCUGCGAUGCCGAUUACAGCGAAGAUAAAAGAAGAAAAGAGCAGACGCGGCAUGUUUCGUGUGUGAAAUGUGAAUACGUUGUGAAUGUAUUGAUUACGACUGUCGUGUCUACUGCAAAUUGAUUUUAAGACGCAGAAUCGAUAUUUAGGAUUGUUCGUAUGCUGCGAUUUUUUCUGCCUGAUUAAAUCGUACGAGAAAAUAAUUUUAUCUACUAGUUUUUUAAUCUUAUACAACGAAGAUAGAUUGGAAUACCGCGAAUUAUCCAAUCACCUGCAUCGUAACAAAAUUGCUACUUUAUGCCAUUUUUCAAUUAGACCAGUUUCAGGUGCUUGUUAUUUUUCAAUAUUACCGAGAGUUUGAAAUAUAAAAGUUUAUUAAUAGUUUCUCUCUGGUAUUAUGCAAUUUCAUUUGCUCCAUCGUCUGUUGUAAUUUUUUAUUCGUCUCAAACUAUAAUCGCACUUCAUUAUUUCGCGCAUAAUACGCUUCCUCGAAAAGUAACAGAUUAUCUGUUAGUUUAUGCGAUUAAGUACGUCGGAAUUUAAGAUGUCGAAUAGAUUUUAACGACGAAAGCUUCGGGGAUUGCAAGAACAAAGAUACUCUGCCGAGAAGAUAGUCGGAAUUAGCGAAACUUCGCAUCUGUACUUGGGUACUGGGUUUCGCAAAUUAGAAACUUGCAGAUAGAAUCGCUGUAAAUUUUGGAAAUAUUAAUUUCGAUAAUAUUUAAUUUCUAAGAAUUUCUAAGAAAAUGCAACAAAUAAAGGCAGUGAAUCGACGAAUGCUUGCAAAGUGACAGAUAGAAAAUUUUUCCGUGAGUUUCUUGUAUUAAAAUCAACGUCGGAAAUAUUUGGUUACGCAAGUUUUAGAAGCUCGCAGCCACAACUGAGAAUUAAAAAUCACCCGAAACAAGCUUGAAAUCGAUAAACUAGCGAAAAAUUUAUCCGAAAAAUUCAGUCAGAAAUUCAUAAAAAUUGUUGAAAUUUCAAACUGGAAAAGAUUUCCAACGAGAAAUUUUUAUGGAAUUCAAUUUGAAAUUUCCACGAAUGUCCGCAAGCAGUAGAAAUCAAACAAAGAGCAACGGUGAACGAUCAAAUUGAUAAAGACUUGUUUAGCAGCUAGGAAUUUGUUCACCUUGCGCGAUGAACAAGUUAUUUGAAUAGUUGCUGUUGCCAACGAGGACUUUGUUUAAUUAAAGUGGCAUAAGCGCGAGACGCUGCGUGAAUUAUCGCUGUGUGCCUUCGUUCCAAGUAUUUCAGGAAUUUUAAGAAAUUUCAGGAAAUUAAGAUCUUCCGAAUUGUGAGAUGUUGCGCGAAAGCGCCGAUAGGAAAUUUUCGUCUGAAAAUUUCAUGAAAAUUCGCUGCCCGGAGUUCUCCAAUGCAAAUUUCCAAGUCUUCCCCCAACACGCGUGCAGAACUCCACGCGCAACGAAAAGAACGAAACAUUGGAUGAAAAUUUUAAUUGCGUUACUUAGCUCGAAACACCGAUGUGAGAAAAAGAAUUAGACGGCCACGAA